GCCGCCCGCGGCUUGCGGAGGACAGCGCCCGGAGCCGGGGGCCGAGCUCCGUGCCACCUGCGCGCGUGGCCGCUCACCUGAACGCUGUCCUCCCGCGGACGGGACCUGCGGGCUUUGCAGAAACUGGGACUGGUUUGUCAAAGCAAGGAGAAAUAAAAUCCAACGAGAAACCGAAAACUCGUCGAACACUGACCCGCUUGCUCUCCACGCUUUGGAAAUUCGGCCACCCAGACCCCAGUUCCGGAAAAGUGGCCGCCACCGCGAGCGGAUUCUGAAAAGCCAAAGGCUUGGCCAGGGCCGGACUGAGCGGGGCGAGGCUGAAGCAGGUUGCAGGCUGGUCCAGGACAGCUGUGGCCUGACCCUGGGGGUUCCCGGGGCUGCCACCGCUCCGGCAGUUCCAGACCCAAGCCUCGCGCUCCAAGGCUGCGCACCGCAGACCACCGUCAUGUCCACUCCCGUGGCCAAUGCGUCCGCCUCUUCGAUGCCCGAGCUGCUGAACAACCCGGUCACCAUCCCGGCCGUGAUGUUCAUCUUCGGGGUGGUGGGCAACCUGGUGGCCAUCGUGGUGCUGUGCAAGUCCCGCAAGGAGCAGAAGGAGACGACCUUCUACACCCUGGUGUGCGGUCUGGCAGUCACCGACCUGCUGGGCACGUUGCUUGUGAGCCCUGUGACCAUCGCCACCUACAUGAAGGGCCAUUGGCCCGGGGGCCAGGCGCUGUGCGACUACAGCACCUUCAUCCUGCUCUUCUUCGGCCUGUCUGGCCUCAGCAUCAUCUGUGCCAUGAGCAUUGAGCGCUACCUGGCCAUCAACCACGCCUACUUCUACAGCCACUAUGUGGACAAGCGGCUGGCCGGCCUCACGCUCUUCGCGGUCUACGCGUCCAACGUGCUCUUCUGCGCUCUGCCCAACAUGGGCCUCGGCAGCUCGCGGCUGCAGUUCCCUGACACCUGGUGCUUUAUCGACUGGCGCACCAAUGUGACGGCCCACGCCGCCUUCUCCUACAUGUAUGCGGGCUUCAGCUCCUUCCUCAUCCUCGCCACGGUGCUGUGCAACGUGCUGGUGUGCGGCGCGCUGCUUCGCAUGCACCGCCAGUUCAUGCGCCGCACCUCCCUGGGCACCGAGCAACACCACGCGGCCGCCGCCGCCGCCGUGACCUCGGCCGCCUGCCGCGGCCACCCCACCGCCUCCCCAGCCCUGCCGCGUCUCAGCGACUUUCGCCGCCGCCGGAGUUUCCGCCGCAUCGCAGGCGCUGAGAUCCAGAUGGUCAUCUUACUCAUUGCCACGUCCCUGGUGGUGCUCAUCUGCUCCAUCCCGCUCGUGGUGCGGGUGUUCAUCAACCAGUUGUACCAGCCAGAUUUGGUGCGAGAAAUCAGCCAAAAUCCAGAUUUGCAGGCCAUCCGAAUCGCUUCUGUAAACCCCAUCCUGGAUCCCUGGAUAUACAUCCUCCUGCGGAAGACAGUGCUCAGCAAAGCCAUAGAGAAGAUCAAAUGCCUCUUCUGCCGCAUCGGUGGGUCCCGCAGAGACCGUCCGGGACAGCACUGCUCAGACAGCCGGAGGACAUCUUCUGCCAUGUCCACCCAUUCUCGCUCCUUCCUCUCCAGGGAGCUGAAGGAGAUCAGCAGCACAUCUCAGACCCUCCUCUACCUGCCAGAGCUCAGCGAAAACAGCCUUGCAGGCAGGAAUUUGCUCCCGGGUGUGCCUCUUGAGGGCCUGGCCCAAGCAGACACCACUUCACUGAGGACUUGGCGAGGAUCAGAGACCUCGGACUCCUCGCAGGGUCAGGACUCGGAGAGUGUCUUACUGGUGGAUGAGGUUGGUGGGGGUGGCAGGGCUGGACCUACACCUAAGGGGAGCUCCCUGCAAGUCACAUUCCCCAGUGAAACGCUGAACUUAUCAGAAAAGUGUAUAUAGCAGUGAAGGAAAGGAAUACAGCACUAUUUCUGGAACCUUAAAAACCCUGUGCAAUAGACACAUCAAUGAAGCAUUUAGCUGUGCUCAGAAGGGCUGUCAUUGUCCUGUCACUCAAGAACAUCCUGGCUUUUGAGCACUUUUUCAACAAGUUGGUAUUAGCACAUACGUCCCAAAGCCUGAAGCACAUUGGCUGCCACCCUCCCGCAGCCCAGGACAGCAGUCACAAUCUGAUGGCUGGGGAGACUGACCCUCCGUUUCCCCAGUGGACAGGAGGGUGGGAGAAGUUGAUAAAGAAGAGCUUUAUAUCUGGCACACAGCAGAGGCCCGGAUGCUAGAAGGGCUCCGUCCCGAUCAACUAUGAGGACUACCUGAUGGGUGACUGAAGUGUCUCACUAAAGCAUGAAAUGUGAAUUUUUAUUGUUGUAAAUAUGACCUAGGGUAUUUAAAGUAUUUUCUUCUCUGUGAGAAGGUUUAUUGUUAAUACAAGGUAUGAGAAAAUUACAGUAACCCCCUCCUCCAGUUAUGCCAGCUGAAGUUGCAGGGUUUUUGUCAUAAACAAGUUCAGGCUGAGGUAUUGUAAAUUCACAGUGAAACUAACAUCUAUAACAUAGAUAGAAAAGUUUAAAAAGAAAGAGUUUAGUAUUCUCAAAGGAAUAAAGACAGAAUGCUAUUUAAUACAUGAAAAUGACAGCCCAAAAUAAAGUUUUCUCCAGGCUAGGUAUAAUACACAAUAAAAAAAAUUUAGUGGUAUUACAUUUAUUUAUUCAGAAAACUGUGACUUCAGGAGAACCCAGCACGUUGGCAAAUAGUUUCAACUCCUUUCCCCACUAAUUGGUACUUUUAAAAAUGUAACAUAAACUUUAGAAAUUUUAAUAACCCAUCACUGAAGUGUAUAAUAUAAAAAUAAAAAAUCUAAGCAGCUUGAUUUCCCUCUGAAAGUGUGCAUGGUUUUACUUUCUUAAGGAAUGGCCCAGAAUGUUCUUUAAGAGGAAGGCAAGUUGCACCAUACAGGUCUUUGAGAUGGGGAAGGAUCCAAAAUGUGACUAAAUUAGCAUUUCACAGUGUCAGAAGAACUGACAGAACCUGGGCACUGAAGCAUUGUCUUCUGACGGUUGUGUGGAAUCCCCAGUGAUGUUGUAGACGUAUUUGAAGGGCCUUUCUUAAAGAAAUAUUAAGCAUCUUUUAUUGCUCGAAGUGUUCUUGUGAACUGCUUGGUUAUCAUUAAAUACUGAGCCCGAUAUUGAUAUGGUUUUAAAAAGCAGUUGUGCCAACUGAGAUUAUUUUGGACAUUAUAAUAAAUACAUUCAA
This is a messenger RNA of Lepus europaeus (European hare), 3220 nucleotides long. RefSeq names its product prostaglandin E receptor 4 (gene PTGER4). Gene Ontology annotation, biological process: cellular response to prostaglandin E stimulus; adenylate cyclase-activating G protein-coupled receptor signaling pathway; negative regulation of inflammatory response. NCBI's taxonomy places the organism in Eukaryota, Metazoa, Chordata, Mammalia, Lagomorpha, Leporidae. The transcript is spliced from 3 exons. The record is from RefSeq and is a predicted model, not a curated record. The coding region runs from base 446 to 1912 and encodes 488 amino acids. Gene Ontology annotation, cellular component: plasma membrane. Gene Ontology annotation, molecular function: prostaglandin E receptor activity.